This is a messenger RNA of Rhincodon typus (whale shark), 1818 nucleotides long. RefSeq names its product insulin-like growth factor-binding protein complex acid labile subunit. The record is from RefSeq and is a predicted model, not a curated record. Lineage: Eukaryota; Metazoa; Chordata; Chondrichthyes; Orectolobiformes; Rhincodontidae. Bases 1 to 1818 code for a protein of 605 amino acids. The transcript has 2 exons. Gene Ontology annotation, molecular function: protein binding.
AUGCACAAACCUGUGGAAUUUUGCCUUGUAUCAGUAAUUGUCUGUCAAUGGUGCAUCCCACUAUUGGGGACAGAACCACAGCUACCAGUAGAAGGGUCAUCUGAUGAAAACUUCAACUGCCCUGAAGUGUGCACCUGCAUUUUUGAUGACUACAGUGAAGAACUGAAUGUCUACUGUAGCUCUCGUAACUAUACACACAUUCCAAACGAUCUACCGUUCAACGCUAAAGCCAUUUGGUUUGAUGCUAAUAACUUUACAGUUCUUCAAUCCCAUGCUUUCAUGAACAUGUCUAAUCUGGAUUUCUUGAAUCUGGAGAAUAGCUAUAUAGUUACUGUCGAGCAGCAUGCCUUCUAUGGUUUGAAGAUGCUAGUCCACUUGCAUUUGGAAAGGAACAGACUGAAAUACCUCCUACCAAACGUAUUUCUCCACACUCCAUCUCUUGGAUCACUCAGUCUGAAUAAUAACAACUUCGGCAAAAUUGAAGAUGGGUUGUUUUCCGGCCUAUCUCAUCUCUGGUACCUCAACCUGGGAUGGAACAAUCUGGCAGUUUUGCCUGCUACAGUCUUUCAUGACUUACCAAACUUAAAGGAGCUUAUUUUGGCAGGAAAUAGACUAACUUACCUGCAGCCCCAACUAUUUGUAAGUUUGGUAGAGCUAAAAGAACUUGAUUUAUCGGGAAAUUUGUUGAGAGGCAUUAAGGGGAAUAUCUUUGUGAAGCUGCAAAAGCUUCAGAAGCUUUAUAUGAGUCAUAACCAGAUCAGCACCAUUGUACCAAGAGCUUUUAUGGGAAUGAAAUCGCUUCGAUGGUUAGACUUGUCCCACAAUCGCAUUAUAGUACUACAUGAAGAAACAUUCUCUGGGCUUCUAAAUCUGCAUGUACUUCGAAUGCUCAACAACUCCAUCAUACAGUUGAAGCACAGGACAUUCAGAGAACUUCAGUUUCUGGAGGAACUCCAGCUUGGGUACAACAAAAUCAUAAGCCUUUCUGAGAAUGUAUUUGAUGGGUUAGUACAAUUGGAAGUCCUCACACUAAACAAUAAUCAGAUUCAGCAGAUCAAACCAGGGACAUUUGCUGGCCUUCGUGAGGUAGCUGUACUGAAUCUAUCCAGCAACUCCUUAAAGGAUUUACCAGAUCACUCAUUUAAAGGUCUUAUUAAUCUACAUAGCCUGCAUUUAGAAAAUAAUGCAUUCACCAGAAUUCAACCAAACACAUUUUCUGGAUUAUUCUCCCUUCGAAGACUCUUCCUGCAAAACAAUUACAUUUCAGUCAUUGACAAUCAGAGCCUCAGCGACUUAAAACAGCUUUCAGAACUGGAUUUCAGAUACAACAAACUAAUACAGAUAUCUCCUCAGGCCUUUGCCGGUGUACCAAAUCUGGAGUAUCUACUAUUGAAGUGCAAUGAACUUCAACACAUUUCUGAAACCACCUUUCAGCCUUUUCAACACCUUUCGUGGCUUGAUUUAUCGGAGAACUUUAUUGAGUUUUUUGAUAAUUACACUCUUACACCCUUGACCGAGUUAAAGUAUCUGAACCUCAAGGACAACUCCUUAAAUCAUUUCCCACAACAUUUUUUGGAGCAGUCCACACAAUUGGAGCAACUACUGCUUGGGGGCAACAACUGGCAUUGUGACUGUUUACUAAAGUCACUCAGAAAUUACAGUCUAAAGAAUCCCCAUGUAGUUCCUCGUUAUUUCGAAUCAGCAAUAGAAGACGAUAUCAUCAUGCACACAUACAACAACAUCACCUGCGCAAGCCCAGAAACCAUUGCUAGUACAGAUCUGAGAGACAUUAGUGAGGACUAUUUUGGUCAUUGCUAA